Molecule: messenger RNA, 4140 nt
Organism: Physella acuta
Lineage: Eukaryota; Metazoa; Mollusca; Gastropoda; Physidae
Product: piwi-like protein 1
Molecular function (GO): protein binding; RNA binding
Source: RefSeq, a predicted model, not a curated record
UCUUUGACUUAUGUAGAGUCUAGAUUAAGAUUCUAAACAGAUCUGGAUCUAUCAUUCUACGCUGAUAUCCCACACGAUAGAAGAUGGCAACUGGAGGUGGUCCAGGAGGAGGCUUUGGGCGAGGAGGUCGGGGUGCUGCAAUCCUUCAGGCACUUGCAAAGAGCAAUGAAGGAUCUAAAAGACCUGGAAUAAGUGAAGAGGAUACUGUCUUUAAACCACUGCUCCCUCCAUCACUGAUGUCACCCUCAUCACAACCCCCACUGCCCACGGUCCCACUGGGUCGUGGAGCACUUCUGGCUCGACUUCAGCAAACAAGGAGUGUACAGUCUCUGCAGUCAGAGGAUCAACAGUUACAACCAUCUGUGAUAAGCGCUAGUAUUACAGCAGCUGGUGAUGCUCCUAAACCAAUGGGUCGUGGCUUGGGCGCCAUGAUGGCACUUCUAGAGCAGCAUAAAAAACAACAAGGUCCAACUGGUUUGGGCAGAGGGUUGAGUGGUCAACAUAUGUCACAUGUACAUCAGAGCAAACCAUCAACCCAACAAGGAGAUGCUGCAAGCACAACAACCGAGGCAUUAGUUGACAGGCUUACACAGGUGCAUGUUAGUGAAGAUACUGAAAAGACUGCUUUCGUUCAUAAAGAAAGAAAAAGACUACCAACGAUUACAAUGAUAGGAGAUGAAGGCACCCCUACACCUCUGUCGUCCAAUUAUGUUAGGAUUAUUUGCAAAAAUCCCGGUGUCUAUCUGUAUAGUGUUCAGUUUUCUCCUCAUAUUGAGAAUAGAAGACUUAAAUCAAAAUUACUGAGUGAACACAAACAUCUCUUCAAAACUAUCAACAGUUUUGAUGGGAAUAUUAUGUACUUGCCUUAUGAACUACCAGAAAAGGAAACAAGAGUAACAUCACAACGACAGACAGAUAAUGAAACCAUCCAAAUUACAGUAACUUUUGUCAGAUCUGUUCCACCUGAACAGUGCUGUCACUUAUACAACAUUGUUUUCAGAAAAAUAAUGUACAUUCUGGAAAUGUGUCAAGUUGGAAGAUAUUAUUAUAACCCUCAUACACCAGCAAUAGUCCCACAACACAAACUAGAGGUUUGGCCAGGAUACAUCACAGCUAUAAAAGAGCAUGAAGGUGGACUUAUGCUGUUAUUAGAUGCUUCCCACAGAGUCCUGCGAACUGAAACAGUUCAUGACAUUAUGGAGAAGGCAGCAAUUACAAAUCCUCAAGGAUUUCGUGAAGAAAUCCUAAAGAAAGUUGUUGGUUGUACUGUGUUAACCAGAUACAACAACAAAACCUACAAAGUUGAUGACAUUGUUUGGAGUAAAACACCAUUGGAUAGGUUUGAGUGUAAAGCAACUGGAGAAAGUAUGUCAUUUGAAGAAUAUUACAGGAAACAAUAUAAUAUAGUUAUAAAGAAUAGGACUCAACCACUCUUGUUAAAUAAAAGAAAGCCACCUAAAGGAGCACCACCUAACUUCAAAUUGGAGCCAGAAUUUUUAUGCCUGAUACCAGAACUAUGUUACAUGUCUGGUUUGACAGAGGACAUCAGAUCACAAUUCACAGUUAUGAAAGAUUUAUCAGCUCACACCAGGGUGACUCCAGCCCAAAGAACUCUAGCUAUGAAAAAAUUUAUUCAAAGUGUUAACAGUAAUCCUCAAGCUAAGGCUGAACUGGAUGUGUGGGGUCUUGUGCUUGACAAUUCAACCAUUUUAAUUGAUGGCAGAAUUCUACCAAUGGAGAAAAUUAUAAUGGGUAAAAAAGAAUUUACUGGCGGACCACAGGCAGAUUGGUCACGUGAAGCUUGUAGGAAUGAACUCUUGUCAACUGUAAACCUCCUCAACUGGGGAAUGUUCUACACUCGCAGAGAUGCCGCCAAAGCAAAUGACUUUAUCAAACAUUUGCAGGCUGAAGCCAAAAAUAUGGGGAUCAGUUGUAAUGUUCCCUUCAGGAGAGAGUUGUCUAAUGAAAAAAUUGAGACACUUGUGCAAGAACUUAGGAAUUCUAUAAAUGAAUCGGUCCAGUUAGUUGUGGUUAUAAACCCAACUAACAGAGACGACCGAUACUCUGCCAUAAAAAAAGUGUGCUGUGUUGAAACGCCUGUACCGUCACAGGUGAUCAUAGCAAGGACCAUCUCCAAACCUGAUAAGGUUCGGAGUGUGGCACAAAAAAUUGCACUGCAAAUUAACUGCAAACUUGGUGGUGAGCUUUGGUCUGUUAAAAUUCCAAUGCAAAAAUUGAUGGUGAUUGGAAUUGACACCUACCAUGAUGCCUGUAAAAGCAAGCAAUCUAUAGGAGCAUUAGUUGCUAGCACAAAUCGUUCUUGUACAAGAUGGUAUUCAAAGGUUUGCUUUCAACGCCCUGGUCAGGAACUAGUGCAUGGUCUCCAAGUUUGUCUGAUAGCCGCAUUAAAAAAGUAUUAUGCUGAGAACCAUUUUCUACCAGAGAAAAUAGUGAUCUUUCGAGAUGGUGUGGGUGAUGGUCAGCUGGAUGUGGUUGCUGACCAUGAGGUCAAGCAGCUGCAGCGCUGUUUUUCCAGUUUUGGUGGUGAAUACACACCACAGUGCUCAACCGUGAUUGUCCAAAAAAGGAUUAACACAAGAAUAUUUUCAAAGGAAAGAGAUGGCAGUGUUAGUAAUCCUCCACCUGGAACAGUGGUUGACCAUUCCGUUACACGCAGAGAAAGGUAUGACUACUUCAUUGUGUCCCAGCAUGUUAGACAGGGCACAGUGAGCCCAACUCAUUACAUUGUUGUUGAGGAUGGUUUGAAUCUGAAACCAAGCCACAUGCAGAGACUCACCUACAAAAUGACUUACCUGUACUACAACUGGCCAGGCACUGUUCGUGUUCCUGCACCAUGUCAGUAUGCUCAUAAGCUUGCUUAUCUUGUGGGGGAGAGCAUCCACAAAGAACCAGCGGAAUGUCUUUCAGACAGAUUGUUCUUCUUGUAACUGUCUGAGUUUUACUUUGUAUUUUAAAAAUGGCUGGAAUGACUCAGUAUAGAAUUCUCUUGCAUUUACAUAUAUUAAACACAGUAUCAUGAAUGUGCAGGUUAGUGGGUGCUCUUUGCAAUGUUUAAACAAUAACUUUUCUUCCCAUAUAAGUGUUGGAUGGUUUUUAUUGAUGUACUUGACAAUAUAUUUGAAGUUUGUGUGUGGAGUACAAAUAUUUAUAACACUAGAUAUGGUGUUUUAGUUGUAAAUAAUAUUUUAUUUUUGUUAUUGACUCUAAAGCAAAAAUGAGUUGGUGUGUAGUGUACAUAAACUUUUAUUUAGGUAUGUAAAUAUUUUAAUAAGGUUUACACUGCUUAAAAUAAUUUAUUGCAUUGGAUGUAUCAAUCAUUAAUCCAUUUUGUGUUGUUGAGCUACAUCACAAAAAUAUCUUCAUUUAUGAAAUUUCCAGUUAAAGUAAAAUGGCAUUUCUGGUCAAUUCAGAAUUAUUUUCAUGGAUUCUUUAUAGAUAAUAAUUUAGUUGUGAAACAGUUCUUGUACACUAAUUUGUUUCUUAGUUGUUUUUAUGUACUUCUAUGUAUAAAUGCGGGGGAUGCAGAUUGUUAAUUCAAGAGGCAUUUUAGCUGUUCUACUAAUCUCAAAUGGCUGCAAAAUUUUGAAAAUAUAUUUAUGCAUUUGGCUUUGUUUUAAAUAAGCUAUUUCCGAUUUGCGUCAAUUAUUUCUGGGUGUAAAAAAGUCAUUUUCAUUUAGUUUAUCUAUAAAUUACAAAAAAUUGGAUAUGAUUCUGUUUACUUUGAGUCAACACGUUUGUCAAGAACGUCCAUGAUGAAUUUUCUCUUAUUUUGGUUAUAGAAUCUUACAUGAGAGAUCAUAAGACCUUGAUUGUUUUAAUGUAGAUGAUUUUCAUUCUGUAUAAAACCUAGUGCUGUGCAUUUUUACUGGUACAUUUUUUUUACAUAUGAGAAAUCUGUAUAUUUUGAGUAAUGGCCUUACUGCUGGAUGAGUUUUAGUAAAUACACAUUUUACUGAGCACAUCAAGAAAGGGAGUUAACCACAGUUUAUUUUUAGCCCUUGGCACUGAUAUUUGUUUUGAUAUUUGCUAAGUUACUUGGUCAUCUAGUGCCUUUUUAAAAAAAUUAUGUUGUUUUCUUUUUUAAUCUCUUUUAAGGUAGAGGAAACUAGCUCGUAUCUC